AUGUCGGAAUUGCUGGGGGAGUAUGAGCUUCAGCUUGCUCUGCACAAUUUCCGGAAUGUCGGUCUGCUCAACCAAGGGUUCUACGCUGUGCAAGUCAAGGUGUAUGAUGCGACGUCGCGAAGGGAGCUGCCGUUGACAUCUUGUGGACGGAAUGGGGGCGAGGAGCGCCCCUGCGAGGCACUGCUGCCAUGGACAGCCAGUCGGCAACAUCGCAUAUUCCAGACCCACGUGUUCGCGAUCAAGUACCGUGACUGGUCGGAGAAACUGGACUACGUCGCUCGCUUUCCCGUCACAAUCCGCCUUCACGACCACCCGAAGGACCAGAAAGUGAUCAUCUGCGCGCAGCUGUACUUCAAGGAGACGACGAAAGCGGAGGUCCGCGCCGGCGGUGCAGCCCCUCCUGCGUCGCCCACAGAGCUGCGCGGCGUCUCGGACUGCGAGGUCGUCGUCUCCGGCCUGUCGACAUCACCGCAGGGGUUCGUGCCCGUGUGUUUCGGGAAGUACUUCGUGUCCACCGUUGGGUGCACGGUGCACACGCGCCUCAAGCGGGUGUACGUGGGCGACAUGCCGGAACUCGAGGCAUGUCCACGCCCUCCGAGCGUUUCCACGGGGCUGUUCAGUCGGCUCUGCGCGCGUAUGAAGAAGAAGACGCCCUGGGAGCGUUUCGCCCCUCCGGGUCUGUGGGCCACCCCAGCGCUCCCGUGUGCCGACACCGGCGACAUGCGCAGCGACGUCGGGACGGCGUCCGGUGCGACGGACGAGGACGCUGCGAAGCUGCUCGGCGCCCUUGAUCCAGAGUCGCGGGCGCGAGCACUCGCUGCUCACGCAUGGUUCGCGGGAGCGAUGGACGCAGCACUCCGCGCCAUCCCCUCCAGCGCGUACGAGCCUCAGUCUCUGGCCGCGCUGCGUUCCAUGUUCACCAGUCCCGACUGGUCAGAGCACGUGCCCGGCCACAUGGCACACAAGCGCCCCCUGCCACUCUGGCGGAACCUGCGCGAUGCGCCGGCCGACGGUGCGGACGCCCUUGUGGCGAGCAAGCUAGCCGGUGACAGAGACUGGCGCUGUUUGAUGUGGAUGCUUGAGGUGGCCUCCGAAAGCGUUCUGACGACGUUCAGGCUGGAGUGGCAAGCUCAUCACACACUGGAAUGCUUGCCAUGGGUCCGCGGUCUCUGCUUCGGAUACGAUACGCCUCUGCUGCCGAAUCCGUCCGCGAUCGCUGACCUCUCGCCCAAGGCAGCGGACGCUUCGCAGUCCACCGGGGGGCCGGACGACACGUGCAUAUCCCCGCUCUCUCAACCCGACUUUGGCAGCCCUCCCGGCACGAACGGGCUUCGACGGACACAGGCCCCCAUCAGGACCGACGAGCGGCUUCCGAACGUGGCGAUCCUUUCGCCCGUGGGAUCGAUGCCGUUCGACCUUCCCGCGACGCCCGCCAGUGCGGCCUCGGAUCUCGCUCUCGUGCCCCACCGCCCAGUGUCGGGGCUCCGCUGGGGGAUGCGUCGCCGGCUGCCGGCCAGCCCGCUGGGAAACACCACUGCAGUCUCGGACCUGGACAAAGGCGCGUCGGACGGCGCUUGCGUGGACCUUGCAAAGGGCAGCGACAUCGGCGUCGAGAGAGCGGCUCAAGGGCGGCCCGGCCAUGCAACGUGCUCUGCGGUCGGCAGCGACCUCACUGCAACGAGUUUUGUGGCGAACCCGGAGGGGCGCCGCACAAGGCGCGAGCUGCUCAUGUCCCUCGCCGAAGAGUAUGUCGCUGGUAUCGGGGGCGCAGUUCACGAGGUCACAGAACGGGCUCUGCAGCAUCACUGCGGCCGCAUGGCAGUGGCAGCGUUGGACACGGAAGACGUGUCAGGGCCCGAGACCAGCGCUCUUCCAGCCGCACACGCGUCAGUCACGGGCAUCAUGCAGAUCAUGCACGCAGGCUGGUUGAACGACCCGCCAGGUGUGCCUCUGAUGGUGUUUGACGAGCCCGACAGCUCGGCAGUCCCAGGGUUCUCGCCGCGCCAGGCGUCGGAGGAUGGCUCAGGGCAGCAGAGGAGCCAGUUGCACACAGUGUCCGUUCAGGACAUUCAGCUUUCGCUCCCAGAGGCCUCGGCGGAGCCCGCUGGAGGAGCUCACGCUGUCGUGUUCGUGCACGGGCUGUACGGAGGCGUCCACGACCUGCGGCUGAUCAGGAACGAAAUGGUCAUCGCAGAGCCCGACCUCGUCACCCUCAUGUCGUCGAGUAACCAGAAGCGAACGACCGAGCCCCUACAGGCCCAGGGCAAGAGACUGGCGGAAGAGGUCGUGGCGUGGCUCGAAGCGCGGUUCACCACAGGAGGCGACAGCGACGACAAAGACGUCAAGCUACGGCGUUUGGCGCGGCUCUCAUUUGUGGGACACUCGCUGGGGACCAUCGUGAUACGCGCAGCCAUCGAGGAGGCGGUGCUUGCGCCUUGGCUCGACAAGGCGUGGAUGUAUGUGUCUGUGUCGGGUCCGCAACUCGGGUUCGUUCAGAAAGUGAGCAGCCUCGUUGCUUCCGGCAUCUGGGUCAUGAAGCACAUCCGCAGGGCGCACAGUCUCCGUGAAAUGGCGCUACAGGAUGCGCGCGACGUUCGCGAGGGAUUUUUGUACAACUUGGCGCAGAAAGAAGGUUUAGCUCGAUUCAAGCAAGUCGUCUUGCUCAGCAGCCCACAGGAUGGAUAUGUGCCAUACCACUCGUCGCGCAUGGAGCUCGGACCAGCGCUCGCGGCAGUUGCUGCGGACGACGGGGAAGGGCAUGGCAAGGGACGCGGGAGUGUUCGGCACCGCGUGUGCUGCGAGAUGAUUGAUUCAAUUUUAUCGAAGAUGGAGGCCUCGGGGACGCGACUGACCCGCGUGGAUGCAGUGUUCCCUCUCAGGGAUGCCAAGGGCCUUGACCGGCUCACGGGCAGACGCGCGCAUCUGGACUUCGUCGAGGACGUGCAUCUUUCGCACUUGCUCGUCUGGACUGUGUUGCGGCCACGACAGCUGCUAUGA
Messenger RNA from Pedinophyceae sp. YPF-701, 2997 nucleotides. Lineage: Eukaryota; Viridiplantae; Chlorophyta; Pedinophyceae. The record is from the annotation of a GenBank genome assembly.